GGAACGAGCGGCUCCCGGUGCGGACGCGCAGCCCCGCGCUCGACCGUGACCGAUGCAGGAGCCCCGGGGACACCCCGGCUGCCCGGCCCGGCCCGGCGCCCCCCGGGUGAUUUGGGGCAGCUGCGGGUCCUGGGUUGAGCGCUGAGUUUGUCCCCCAGCAGAGCAAACGAGGUGCCCGCACGGAGGGGGAAACGGAGGCACUCUGUGCUGGGAGCAGCAGUGACAGCAGCAGAACGAGCAACACAUGCACAUCAAGGGAAGUCAGCUGCAGACUGGAACCAGCUCUGUGACACGCAGGCACCCUGAAGUGAUCCCACAGCAGAUCACACCAUUGAUCACAUCUUUCUUUCUGUGUUCGCAGGGUUGCCUUUGAUUUGCAGAGAGGGGUGGAGGUAUUCCCUGUCUUUUUGUUCUCUUUAGAGCAGCCUUUGAAGAGGGCUGGCUGUGGCUUAUCUGUCUUGCAAGAGAGACAGAACAAAUGAAGAGCAUCUGGUGAUGAGCAGGAUGGUGGGGAGGGGACAGCAGUCGCCUUACCAGGCAGCACGGACAGUCUGUGUGGCUGUUAAUAUGAAGCUGGUUUCUGGUCCAGCUGUCAGAUGUUAGAAAGGCUUUGCUAACAACUUUCUCAGACCUACAGAAGGAGCUCAGGGCACGCACAGGGUAUAGUGCAGAGCAUGGAGUAGAUCCUAUGGAGUAGGGGUAGCAUGUGCUUCCUCGCCUGAUGAAGGAGAGGCUGUCACUCCAGGAGGGGCACUUGACUCUUAGCAGCUGCUGGGAAGAGCAUGGGAGGCCAAAGACUGCAAGCUGCUUCGUAGCCUUUAUAUCCUUUAACACUUCCUUCAUUGCAGCAGUGUUUGUAUUGAACAGGGUUUGCAGCGACUCCAAGCAGCUGGCACCCCCAAAUCUGCACCCAUACCUGGGACACCAGCAGACCCAUGCUCACAUGCCUCUUGCAGUGCUUCUGCCUCAGGCACUCACUCUGCUCGCGCUCCCAGGCCAAGCAGCACUUCUCCAGUCUCUCACCUCUCUCCCUGUGUUGCCACAGGCUCCAGCCACUUCAACCUCACCACGGCGCAGAAUGAUGGAGCACGAGGACUUCACCAGCUUGGCUGGGUACUGGAAUUCCUCUGACAGUUACCAGUUCAGCCCUGCUAGUGUCAUUGUCCCUGUGGUCUUCUCUCUCAUCUUCCUCCUGGGCACAGUGGGGAACAGCCUGGUGCUGGCUGUGCUGCUGCGCAACGGCCAAGUGAAGUACAACACCACCAACCUCUUCAUCCUCAACCUCAGCCUGGCUGACUUCUUCUUCAUUGUCUUCUGCGUCCCUUUCCAGGCCACCAUCUACUCGCUGGAUGGAUGGGUGUUCGGGUCCUUCCUGUGUAAAGCCGUCCACUUCUUCAUCUACCUCACCAUGUACGCCAGCAGCUUCACCCUGGCUACCGUCUCCGUGGACAGGUACCUGGCCAUCCGCUACCCACUGCGCUCCCGGGAGCUGCGAACUCCCUACAACGCGGUGGCUGCCAUGGCUGUGAUCUGGGGUCUCUCUGUGGUCUUUGCUGGGCCCUAUCUGAGCUACUAUGACCUGAUCGAGUGGGAGUCCAGCUACAUCUGCAUGCCUGGCUGGGAGGAGUGGAGACGCAAGGUGAUGGACACCAGCACGUUUGCUUUUGGCUAUGUCAUCCCAGUUCUGGUCAUCAGCCUCUCCUACACCAGGACCAUCAAGUACCUGUGGACAGCAGUGGAACCCUUGGAGGACAUGUCAGAGUCCAAGAAAGCCAAGCGGAAGGUAACUAAAAUGAUCAUCAUCGUAACCAUUCUUUUUUGCCUGUGCUGGCUGCCCUACCACGUAGUCAUCCUCCGAUACCUCUAUGGAGAUUUCCCUUUCAACCAGGCCACCUAUGCCUUCCGCCUGCUUUCCCACUGCAUGGCCUAUGCCAACUCCUGCCUCAACCCCAUCGUCUAUGCCCUGGUAUCCAAACACUUCCGUAAGGGCUUCAAAAAAGUUUUCAGCUGUCUCCUGAAGAAAAAAAAACGCAACAAGGUGCACGUGUUGCACGGAGCUCACACUGUGCCUGGCUUUGAGGCAGGCUCCACUGAAGUGUCCCAGGUGCACGAGGAAAAUAACAAGUGUGAGCUGAACCCAGACUCCUCUGGUUCUUCCAAGCACCGUCACCUUUCUAAGUAGCUCCACAUCAUCUGCCAGCCCAGCUGCGCCAUCUGCCUCAGAUCACUCCCUCCCAUUGAAUGAGACAGGAUGCUAGGAAAGGCAAGACAGAAACCUUGCUAUAUCCUGCUUCUGGCCUUGCUGUUCCUCUUCUUUCUGGGUACCAGUUGUCCUCCUAAGCCAUCUCCCCACAACAUCUUGUGUGCAUGGGAAAGAAUGGACCCACACUUGCUCCUGAUCCACAGCUCACCUGGAGUUCAAGGAUGAAUGCUCCAGCUCCUCUGUUGACUCCCAUCCUUCUAAGUCCUCUGCUUAGCAGCCCCACUACAAUGGACAUGUUUGUCAUCAAAUGGUCCCUUCUUUCCUCCUGUUGUCUGUUCUGGACAAAGUGUUUCUUAUGGAGUGGUAAGGGAGACAGCUUUGCCCGGCCAUUGCUCUUUGGAUGCCCCAUGGGCAGACAAGCAGCCAGCAGGCAGGGUGAGCUGGGGAGCUCAGCUAUGGUUUGUCCCAUCUGCACAGCUGAGACUUUGCAAAGGGGAUGUGGGAAGCUCUCUCACCACGGUGCAGCAGAUGUUUGUCUUCAGGGCAUGCUGAGUGCCAAACAUGCAGUCCUGGAGCUUCAGGGAGGAAAACUCUCAUCUCCUUUUCUGGGGCUGAUUAGAUGUUCGUGGAUGCCUUCCUGCCGUUACUUAAUUACUGGAGAUGGAGAAAACCUCUUUGGCUGACUGAGUUUGAUCUGAAAAACAGAUCUGAGAGAACCUGCAAAGCCAACAGACUCCCACAGCAGAGACUUGCAUCCAAGACUGGGAAUAAUUUACCACUCCCUCCUUGCUGUGCUCAGUGCAGUCCAGCCAACUCUCCCUGCUAACUCACAGGCUCUCUUGCCUUUUCAACACGUGAUUGCAGCCCUGCAGAGCUGCACAAACACAGGAGCAAUGCACACCUUCCUUCCAGUUCUAGGACUGGAUCCUGUGUGGAGCAGAACAUGACUGGGCCUCCAAACUAGUUUGCUGCAUUCUCAGCUCCCACGUGAAAAGGACACACAGAAAGGUGACCGUAAUAACACUUA
Coturnix japonica (Japanese quail) is the source of this 3230-nucleotide messenger RNA. Its product is annotated as galanin receptor 2b-like. Lineage: Eukaryota; Metazoa; Chordata; Aves; Galliformes; Phasianidae. Gene Ontology annotation, cellular component: plasma membrane. Gene Ontology annotation, biological process: G protein-coupled receptor signaling pathway. Gene Ontology annotation, molecular function: G protein-coupled receptor activity. The record is from RefSeq and is a predicted model, not a curated record.